AUGAGCAGCACAGAUGUCAACGGAACCACGGCGAAAAGCCCGAAAAAUUCAUCGAAACAGGAGCACAAGCAGCAUGUACCGCAUCUAGCGGAAGAUCCAAGUCGGCACACAUUUUUAAAGGUAGCGCCCAGUCUGUUCACGGCAGCAAAGCUGCCGUUGUUCGACAGUCUGGAUCUAUACACAACGCUGAUUCGCAGCAGUGAGGCGUUGGAGCAAGGGGAACGGCUGCGCAAUUUGAGUUGGCGGAUCAUGAACAAGGCGCUUCUGAAGGAUCACGAACUCAACAAGUCCAAGAAACGCGACGGCGUGAAGAACCUGUAUCGCGUAAUCAAUCCAGCGCAGAACGGACAUCUCCAAGAACGUGAACAUCCCAAGAAAUCCGUAGAGAAAUUGCAGCCGCUGCAGAUCAUGAGUGCGAUGAAGGGCGUUUCUGGCGGAUCGCGAACGCCAGUAGAACCACGGGUUAGCCAUCAGUGUCCUGUCCUCAAUCACCAAAAUCACCAUCCUCAACACCAUCAGCACCACCACCACCACCACCAUCAUCAUCAACACCACCACCAUCCUCAUCAAAAUAUUCAUCACCAAAAUCAAUCUCCAAGCGGUCAGGUUCCGGCUAGAGUCACAAGCGAUUUGCAGGCCAAACGCGGCGUGCACAAGCCGCACGAACUGCCACUUGCUCGCCCGCAAUACAGUCAGGGAAACGUGCGUUUCACUCUAGGUUCAGACGGUGGGUCCCGACUAGCAUCUCCAGAGCCCGUCCAACAGCCUCCGGUGGGUGUUUCGGACUCGCAAGCAUCACUCGUCAAGAAAGGAGAUUCAGUCGCAUCGCUCACUGGCACUCUAGCCGGCGUCCCUGAAGUUUCGGACAGCCAACGGCUCAAAAAUUCUAGCAAGCGAUCUUUACAACAACCUCCUUCCGCCGGCAGCUUGUUUGCGACCAGAGCCGUCGACAAAUCGGCCGGUCAAAGUGCAAUGGACGUGGCAGACCAUAAGCCUAAAUCACUUUUCGGCCCACCAGUGUCGCAACCCAAAUCUGGCACUCACGCUUCGCACGACCGAGCCUUUUACAGUAGUGACGAAGACGAGUCCGAUUGGAACUCGCUUUCGGACGACUCAGAACUUUACGAUGAGGAAGAAGAUGAACGGUACUAUCAAAAACAAUGGGAUAAACUUAUGUUCUCUCGAAACGAUGCCUCUCGGGGAACCCACAGUAGCCGGGGGACGUCGUCGCCGGGCUCCGAUAAACAAGAUCCCAAAAGAAGCCUGCUUAGCGGGCUAUUUCUUAACGAGAUGGCGAAGAAAUCGGCACCACCUAUCAUGAGUUCUUUGAGCGUGCAGCACCCCACGCUGGAAAAGAGUAGCGUCACAGCUGUUGGCGACGUUACACCUUCAAGCUCUUGGAAGGGGCUCUCUGCGAUGAGUGAGGCCAUGAUACACGAUAAAGCACCCAUACACUCCCACGCGCACGCGCACACGCAUCAGCCCAAGGCUGCGGGCUAUCUUUCAAACCGGCGAGGCAGCUUUAGCAGCAUAAUAUCCGAUUCCACGCGACAACGAUACAAGCACGAAUCGAACGCGCCUCCGACGGCGCAGACCAUUUUGCCCACCGCCUUGUCCACACAUAUGUUUUUGCCCAAUAACGUCCAUCAACAACGAAUGGCUAAAUCCUCGUUGUCGUCGUCAUCUGCAUCUUCGAAACCGGGUCCUCUGAAAAGACGCGAAUCCAUGGAUAUUCCUUCCAAAAACAGCACUAAUUCGUUUCUGAAAACUCGAAUGGAGCUCUCCGAAGAGCAGUAUUUCGCCAGGGCACAUAACGGACGAUGA
Messenger RNA from Lachancea meyersii CBS 8951, 1824 nucleotides. Lineage: Eukaryota; Fungi; Ascomycota; Saccharomycetes; Saccharomycetales; Saccharomycetaceae. The record is from the annotation of a GenBank genome assembly.